GUUUCAAAGUAAACCCUAACUUUUAAUUUCCCCUUUCUCACUCUUUCUCUCAAAAUAUUAUUUCCCCUUUCUCUAUCCAAUGUUGAAGUAGCUCGGUCGUCGUCCUCAGAUCCCUCAACUCCAUUGAAGCAACUCGGUUAUCACCUCAAGCUCCGUUUUUUCUCUCUCUAUUGAGAAUCGAGGAUGUCAGGCGUAUCGUUGCAGUGCGGAGAUUGUGGAGCUCUUCUGAAAUCCGUAGAAGAAGAUCAACAACAUGCGGAGCUCACUUCUCACUCCAAUUUCUCUAAGUCUACUAAGCUUGUUCUUAAUCUCGUCUGCUCUUCCUGCGGCAAACCCUGCCGCUCCAAAAUUGGUUUUCGAUUUUUGGAGCUCAGCUUUUCUUCAAGUUUUGCCGCCAUGGGAAGAAUCGAACAAGUUAUGGAUGCAAUGCAUGCGCCAAUCGUGUUCGACAAGUACGAGGUUCAUGGUGAUAUGAAGAAGAUUCCAGAAGGUGUUCUUGAAUCAAUUCGAGAGAAUAAGGUUUGUAUCAAAGGUGGGUUGAUGACACCUGUCGGUGGUGGGGUUAGUUCGUUGAAUGUUCAUCUGAGAAAGGAGCUUGAUCUUUACGCUUCAUUAGUUCAUUGUUUUAAUGUCAAAGGUAUUCAAACUAGACAUGAUAAUGUUGAUAUUGUUGUUAUUAGAGAGAAUUCUGGAGGAGAGUAUGCUGGUUUAGAGCAUGAGAUUGUUCAUGGUGUUGUUGAGAGUCUCAAGUUGCCUUUGACGGAUAAGCGGAAGACAUAUUAUGAAUAUUCUGGAUUGUGGCAUAUCUAUGGUAUCUUGGCAAUGAAUUGUUGGUUCUACGCUGCAGUUUUCCACAGUCGAUGUUUGAAAUAUCUGAAGUACAUUCGACACCGUUACGUGCCGGCGACCACCCAAAAUUGGGUCGGUGACUCAUAUUCAAGAUUAAUCACAUAGGACAAUAGGAGAAAGGAUAAAAAAGCUUCAUGGAAUCCAUAAAUGCAAUCUUUUAUUCUUCAGCUUUUUUGAACUAUAAUUGUACUUGAGUUUUCAUUUGUUUUAUCAUACGGAGAGUAUGAAUUGUUGUAUAAUACACCUUGUUUGUUUUUGUUAGUGAUUUUGAAUGAUCUGAUUUAAAAUAUCGUAAUUUCAUUUUAA
Molecule: messenger RNA, 1155 nt
Organism: Chenopodium quinoa (quinoa)
Lineage: Eukaryota; Viridiplantae; Streptophyta; Magnoliopsida; Caryophyllales; Amaranthaceae
Product: probable isocitrate dehydrogenase [NAD] subunit alpha, mitochondrial
Exons: 6
Coding region: 184-954 (256 amino acids)
Biological process (GO): tricarboxylic acid cycle; isocitrate metabolic process
Cellular component (GO): mitochondrion
Molecular function (GO): isocitrate dehydrogenase (NAD+) activity
Source: RefSeq, a predicted model, not a curated record